Molecule: messenger RNA, 2202 nt
Organism: Fragaria vesca subsp. vesca
Lineage: Eukaryota; Viridiplantae; Streptophyta; Magnoliopsida; Rosales; Rosaceae
Product: phosphate metabolism protein 7-like
Exons: 10
Coding region: 1-2202 (733 amino acids)
Cellular component (GO): plasma membrane
Molecular function (GO): calcium-activated cation channel activity
Source: RefSeq, a predicted model, not a curated record
AUGGACCCUGGAAGCCUGAUAGCUUCUGCGGGCAUAAACAUAGGCCUGGCCAUCGUGAUCCUCUCACUCUUCUCCAUCCUCAAGAAGCAACCCUCGUACGCCCCCGUCUACUACCCUCGCCGCCUCUCUCAGUCGCAGUCGUCGCAGCGCAACCGCAAUAACGUUCCCAGUUUCAAUGGAUCCCUCACUCCCCGCCGCUUCCUCCCUUCCCUCUCCUGGAUUAGCCGCGCUUACCGCGUCUCCGAGGAUGAGAUCCUUGAGACCGGUGGCCUCGACGCCCUCAUCAUCAUCAGGCUCUUCAAGUUUGGUAUCAAAUUCUUUUUUGUAUGCUCUCUUAUUGGAUUGGCAGUACUUCUACCGGUAAACUACAGUGGCCAGGGUCAGCUUGCUAUGAGCCGCCAACGGAGUUAUCAAGCUCUGAGCCACCAUUCCUUGGAUCUCUUCAGUAUAUCUAACAUUGAACCAGGUUCUAAUAGGCUUUGGGUUCAUUUUUCAUGCUUAUGGUUUAUAUCUCUGUAUGGAGUAUAUCUACUGUACAAGGAAUAUCAUGAAAUUUUGUCUAAAAGGAUUCAACAGCUUCGUAAUAUUAGGCAUCAGCCUGAUCAGUUUACUGUUCUAGUCCGGGAAAUUCCCUUCUGCAACGAACACAGAUCUCGCGGAUGUUGUGUUGAUAAAUUUUUCUCGAAGCAUCAUCCAUAUGCUUAUCAUUCCUAUCAGAUUUUGUAUGAUGGAAAAGAAUUUCAGGCUUUGCUGGGCCAGGCAAAAUCCAUAGAAAGAAAAAUAGAGGACUUGAGCAAGCGGUCCACAGGAAAGAAACAUAAUGAGAUGCCUUUGCUCUCUAAUCCUUCUCACCAUGAUGCUGCCAAAUUAGCUUCACAUGAGGAAAAGCUUGAAGAACUUCAUCACAAGAUUCACCAGUUACAGUCUGAAAAUAAGCUUAAAGAAAAGGAGUUACCUGUUGCUUUUGUUACAUUCAAGACUCGGUUGGGUGCAGCACUAGUUUCCCAUUCUCAGCAGCAUGCAGACCCACUUCUUUGGAUAACUGACAUGGCUCCAGAACCAAGGGAUGUAUCUUGGAGAAAUCUGGUGAUACCAUACAGACUUUUGCCACUUUGCAGGCUAGGUGUCAUUGUUGCAGCGACUCUUCUUACAAUUUUUUUCGCUAUCCCAGUCACUGCUGUUCAGGGAAUAGCCAAAUUUGAGAAACUAAAAAAAUGGUUUCCACCAGCCAAGGCUUUACAGUUGAUACCAGGGUUAAGCUCUAUCAUAACAGGAUAUCUUCCAAGUGCUGUUCUGAAGGGGUUCAUAUACAUAGUUCCUUUUGCAAUGCUGGGAAUGGCUAAACUAGCUGGCUGUAUAUCCAAAAGCAAGGAGGAAAUAAAAGCUUCCAACAUGGUUUUUUAUUUUCUGGUCGGAAAUGUGUUCUUUUGGAGCUUGUUAUCUGGGUCUUUACUAGAUGAAAUUGGGGAAUCUUUUACUCAUCCAAAAGAUAUUCCUAGUCACCUUGCUACUGCUGUUUCUGCUCAAGCAGACUUCUUUGUGACAUAUAUUUUGACAGAUGGACUGUCAGGGUUUUCUUUGGAGAUCCUUCAACCAGGUUUACUUUGUUGGGAUGCUAUAAAGUCUUGUACAUAUGCCAGAGGGAAAGAGAAAACUCCUUUUCUCUAUUCAUUACCUUACUACCGAAUCAUUCCUACUGUCUCACUGUCUGUGCUCAUAGGCAUGGUAUAUGCAGUUGUCACACCACUUCUGCUCCCAUUUCUAAUUGGCUACUUCUGUCUGGGCUAUGUUGUCUAUAUAAACCAGAUUGAAGAUGUGUAUGAAACAGUUUAUGACACAUGCGGACAGUAUUGGCCUUACAUCCACCAUUAUAUUCUCAUUGCAAUCGUUCUUAUGCAAAUUACUAUGAUUGGUCUUUUCGGUCUGAAAUCAAAGCCAGCUGCAUCCAUUUCCACUGUUCCACUUCUCUUUCUUACAUUGAUGUUUAAUGAGUAUUGCAAGAUUCGUUUUCUUCCUACAUUCCACCUUUUAUCUAUCCAGAAUGCCAAGGAAUUUGAUGAACUUGAUGUCAAGUGCAAUCAGAUGGAGUUUAACUAUGAGAGUGCAAGCAUUGCUUAUUGCCCACCUUGUUUGCGUCCCUUGAACGUGAUGAAAUCAGAGCCGAGCUAUUCACCUUCUAUUGUUUCUACAUCAUCGAUUUAA